Phytophthora sojae is the source of this 1586-nucleotide messenger RNA. RefSeq lists its product as hypothetical. NCBI's taxonomy places the organism in Eukaryota, Oomycota, Peronosporomycetes, Peronosporales, Peronosporaceae. Bases 360 to 1217 code for a protein of 285 amino acids. Gene Ontology annotation, molecular function: protein serine/threonine kinase activity; ATP binding. The record is from RefSeq and is a predicted model, not a curated record. Gene Ontology annotation, biological process: protein phosphorylation. The transcript has 2 exons.
AUCGGACCUGGGCAGGGCAGGAAGGAGCUCGAGGACACUCGGCAAUAUCCAGCGCUACGUGACGACUCGACCCGACCCGACUCGCGCGCAGUGGCGUCAGGUCCAGCAGAGUGCAGUGCAGGGCGGAAGAAGCCAAGCUACCAAGCCGCGACCCCACGAAAAAGUGCACAUUGCCUGCCGUUGGAGCAGCAGCUAGCGCGUCCAGUCCAUCGCCGCGUCGUAGUGAGCUGAGACUCGCCGUUUCGCCACACCAGUUCGUAACCUACUACGUGCAGGGCACACGUCCGUCCGUCCCGCUCGUUUUACCCGCCCUAGCACCCCCUAGUUAAGCCUAGGCGAGGCUAGAGACAGCAAGUAGCAUGAGCUCUCCCGACGCACCGGCGUCCGAGGGUGCGCUGGCCAAGGAGCUGAACGCGCUCGUGGCCAGCACCAACUUCGACGACAAGAUCUGCCUCGAAGACUUCACGCUCAUCCGCGUAAUCGGCAAGGGCUCCUUCGGCAAGGUCACGCUCGUGCGCAAGAAGAACAACAGCAAGGUCUUCGCCAUGAAGAUCCUGACCAAGUCCCAUCUGCUUAAGCGCAAGCAGGUGGAGCACACCAAGACGGAGCGCCGCGUGCUCAGCGUGGCCAGCCACCCGUUCAUCGUGGGGCUGCACUACGCCUUCCAGACCGAGGCCAAGCUCUACUUCGUGCUGGCGCGCAAGGGACACGGCACAGCAGUGGACUGGUGGGGGCUCGGCAUGGUGCUGUACGAGAUGCUGACGGGCCUGCCGCCUUGGUACACGCGCAACCGGCAAGAGCUGUUCGCGCGCAUCCGUGAGGCGCCGCUGGAGAUCCCCAACUACCUAAGCCGCGACGCGGCCUCGCUUAUCCAGUCGCUGCUGCACCGCGAGCCCGAGAAGCGUCUGGGCAGUCGCGGCGCAGGCGACGUGAAGGCACACCGCUUCUUCCGCACUGUGGACUGGGACGGUCUGCUGUGGGCCGAGCCGCCGUUCAAGCCGUCGGACCCGCAGUCGAAGGAGGAGGGCGACACGUCCAAUUUCGACAGGGAGUUCACGGAGCUGCCCGUAAGCGGCACCCCACUGAGCAGAUCUGCAGGCGGCUCGGGCCUGCCCAAGAGCAUGUUCACAGGCUUUACAUACGAGGCACCGACACUUUCGUACGGAUCCAACACAUCGCAGUCGAAGGUCGAUGUGUCCUCCACCCCGUAUAUUUAGGUCAAGCGAAGCGAGAAGCUGUCGCUGCUGCUAAGGCCGUCGCUGGUGGGCUUGCGAGCGCUUCGGAUGGCGAGAUGGACGGGCACUGUGCAUGUUGUGUAUGCGGAUAUGUGCGCGUUCUACCAAAAGCACUCGGAUCCCCAGCUGCUGGCUAGAGAAGGAGUUCAUGAAGCUAUCGAAGGACAAGCAGGCAGGCGGGGCCGAACAGCGAGCGAAGCUGCAGCAGGAAGUACAGAGGUAGGUAGCUAUAUAGCGCGUUUUUGGAUUGAGCUGGCCGGCGCGUCACCUCCCUCCCCCGGUGGCGUUAGCCAUGAAGUCGGCAGGCAGGAUGUCCCCUUGAUAAUAGAGCGUUUAGAAGAAUGCAAGUUG